AAGCACUUUGACACCAAAAUUCUACUUUGCGCUUACUGUGACUUCAUCUUUUAUUUCUGGACUGAUAUUUGUGUUUGAGUGGUGGCAUUUCCGAAAAUACGGCACAUCUUUCAUUGAGCAGGUAUCUGUGAGUCAUUUGAGGCCCCUCAUUGGUGGAGUAGAAAGCAGCCCUCCAGCACCAGUAGUGUUCUCAGCUAACAGUGGAGAGCAUGAGACAAACAGGCAGAAUAUGCCAGAGUGCAAAGUGUGGCGAAAUCCUCUCAAUCUUUUCAGAGGGGCAGAAUAUAGCAGAUACAUGUGGGUGACUGGGAAGGAGCCUCUUACAUAUUAUGACAUGAAUUUGUCAGCUCAAGAUCAUCAAAACUUUUUCACAUGUGAUACGGAUGCCCUUCGGCCUUCAGAUACAGUUAUGCAGAAAGCAUGGAGAGAGAGAAACCCUCAAGCCCGGAUUAAAGCAGCAUAUCAAGCUUUAGAAUUGAACAAUGACUGUGCAACUGCAUAUGUCCUCCUGGCUGAGGAAGAAGCAACGACUAUUGUAGAUGCUGAGAAGUAUUUUAAGCAGGCUCUGAAAGCAGGAGAAACAAUUUACAGAAAGUCUCAGAACUGCCUUUCCCAAAGUCCCCAGCAUGAAGCACAGCUGAGAAGAGACACCAAUGUAUUAGUCUAUGUGAAAAGGAGGCUAGCUAUGUGUGCGAGAAAACUUGGAAGAAUAAGAGAAGCUGUAAAAAUGAUGAGAGAUUUAAUGAAAGAGUUUCCGCUGCUUAGCAUGCUGAAUAUUCACGAAAACCUUUUGGAGGCACUGCUGGAAUUACAGGCUUAUGCAGAUGUCCAGGCGGUUUUAGCGAAGUAUGAUGAUAUUAGUCUUCCAAAAUCAGCAGCAAUAUGUUACACAGCAGCCCUGUUAAAAGCCAGAGCUGUUUCAGAAAGGUUCUCCCCUGAAACUGCCUCCAAAAGAGGGCUUAGUACAGCAGAAAUUAAUGCUGUGGAAGCAAUUCACAGAGCUGUGGAAUUUAACCCUCAUGUUCCAAAGUAUUUGCUAGAAAUGAAAAGCUUAGUUCUACCUCCAGAGCACAUUCUGAAACGAGGGGACAGUGAGGCAGUAGCGUAUGCUUUUUUUCAUCUCCAGCACUGGAAGAGGAUAGAAGGAGCUCUAAAUCUGCUGCACUGUACGUGGGAGGGCACAUUUAGGAUGAUCCCAUACCCGCUAGAGAAAGGCCAUCUUUUCUAUCCCUAUCCGAGUUGUACAGAAACAGCAGACAGAGAACUGUUGCCAACAAUGCUUGCCCUCCUUACACACCAGUUCCCUGAGCUGAUGGUCGUUUUUGCUAAAGCUGUAUUGCGAGUUCUUUGGCCUGUGAGUGCUCCCAGCGUUCUGGCAUCCAGCUGAGAGUGGACUGUACCCUCCCUCUAAGCACAGUGGGUUCUUUGGGACUCCUCUUUCACUCUUCAGCUUCAUAAUGGAAAACAUUGAGGUCUUCAUACUGUCUGUUCUCUGGCACCAGCUGACUCCAGUUUGACUGGAGCCUGCUUUUCAUGAUAGUUCGAUUCCGUUGAUCUCAUGAGCAUCACCUCCAGCAUCCACUGGGCAUGGUUAGCUGACAUCUGGAUGGGGGAACAAGGAAAGCUGUGUUAUUCAAAGUGGUAUCUUUCACAGGCUUCCCCACUGGUAAUGGUGCUUAAUGUUAUGAAUUUAUUUGACCUUAGAGCCUGUAAUCGUUUAAGGAAAUAGUUUUUGUUGAGCAAUAUCUUAUUGCUCUCUUAAUCACUUGUAUAACCAGAAGCUAAUGCUUCCUUUGUAAGAAAUGAAAGAACACAAAUUGAACAGAUGUUUUGAGUAUUGACACUUCCUUCUCAGCUGCAGAUGCAGAACAUAAUUGGCUUCAAUUAAAUUUCGUAAGCCUUUUUCAAAAUAUUUGUUAACAGCAAAGUAUGGUUCCGCUUUCUUUAUUAAAAGGUUGCUUCUUAAUA
Struthio camelus australis is the source of this 1968-nucleotide messenger RNA. The record is from RefSeq and is a predicted model, not a curated record. Lineage: Eukaryota; Metazoa; Chordata; Aves; Struthioniformes; Struthionidae.